CAAGUUCGCAGGUCGCCAAUCUUCGCGCGACUUCAUUUCAACACCGCUCUCUUCACAUACUCCAGUAUAUUUCUAUUCACGUUGUAAUUGUGAACUUUUUCUUCCUUUCAUACCAAUUCUUAAUUUGAUUUUAUUCUUUAUUCUUUAUCUAUCAUUUGCUCGCAUUUACAACAUGACGACCAGAUUCACGGGAAUAGAACUGGGACCACCUAUCGAGGUUUUUGCACUGCAAAAGGCAUUCAUCGACGAUGUUUACGAAAAGAAAGUUAAUCUUACUAUAGGAGCUUACCGCACUAAUGAAGGCAAACCAUGGGUUCUACCAGUUGUAAAAAAGGUAGAAAAAUCACUUGCAGCAGAUGAUUUACAAAAUCAUGAAUAUUUACCAGUUCUUGGCUUAGAAACAUUUUGCGAAGCUGCUACAAGUAUGUUAUUAGGCAUAAAUUCUCCUGUUAUUGCCCAAGGACGUACUUUUGGUAUUCAGUCGCUUUCCGGUACUGGAGCAUUACGUGUUGCCGCUGAAUUUUUGAAUCGUAUUCUACAUUAUGAUACCUUUUACUAUAGUAAACCUUCCUGGGAAAAUCACAGACUGGUAUUUAUUAAUGGAGGAUUUAAAAACGCUUGUGAAUAUACAUACUGGAAUGAAAAGACUCGUAAUAUUGAUUUAGAAGGAAUGCUCCAGGAUUUACAAAAUGCUCCAAAAAAUGCUGUAAUUAUUCUGCAUUCAUGUGCACAUAAUCCAACUGGAUGUGAUCCAACUCCAGAGCAGUGGAUUAAAAUAGCUGAUGUAAUACAAGAAAAACAUCUAUUUCCAUUAUUUGACAGUGCAUAUCAGGGUUUUGCAAGUGGUGAUUUAGAUAAAGAUGCGUAUGCUAUACGAAUGUUUGCCGAACGUGGAAUCGAAUUUAUUUGUACGCAAAGUUUUGCGAAAAAUUUUGGAUUAUACAACGAAAGAGUUGGUAACAUAGUUUUUGUGAUGGCCGAUACAAAGGAGAUGAUUCAAGCUAAAUCACAAUUAACAUUAAUUAUUCGAGGAAUGUAUAGCAAUCCUCCUAAUCAUGGUGCUCGAAUCGUUGCAACUGUGCUGAAAAAUCGGGAGUACUUUGAGGAAUGGAAGGAUCAUAUUAAAACAAUGUCCAGUAGAAUUAAACAAAUGAGGGUAGGUUUGCAUCAUAGAUUGCUCAAACUAGGUACUCCAGGUACUUGGGAUCAUAUUAUUCAGCAAAUUGGAAUGUUCUCAUAUACAGGACUCACAAAGAAACAAGUUCAGCAUUUGAGAGAUCAUUAUCAUAUUUAUAUGUUACGUAGUGGACGUAUAAAUAUGUGCGGACUAAAUGAAAAUAAUUUGGAUUAUGUAGCAAAUGCGAUUAAUGAAACGAUAAAGCUGUUAUCAGAAGCACAAAACGACUGUAUGUGUUAAAAUAGAAUAUUACAAAUACAAAUUAA
Acromyrmex echinatior (Panamanian leafcutter ant) is the source of this 1443-nucleotide messenger RNA. RefSeq names its product Glutamate oxaloacetate transaminase 1 (gene Got1). Gene Ontology annotation, cellular component: cytosol. Gene Ontology annotation, biological process: L-aspartate biosynthetic process. NCBI's taxonomy places the organism in Eukaryota, Metazoa, Arthropoda, Insecta, Hymenoptera, Formicidae. The record is from RefSeq and is a predicted model, not a curated record. Gene Ontology annotation, molecular function: pyridoxal phosphate binding; L-aspartate:2-oxoglutarate transaminase activity.